Molecule: messenger RNA, 1908 nt
Organism: Kalmanozyma brasiliensis GHG001
Lineage: Eukaryota; Fungi; Basidiomycota; Ustilaginomycetes; Ustilaginales
Product: Class II glutamine amidotransferase domain protein
Exons: 1
Coding region: 1-1908 (635 amino acids)
Cellular component (GO): cytosol
Molecular function (GO): asparagine synthase (glutamine-hydrolyzing) activity
Source: RefSeq, a predicted model, not a curated record
AUGUGCGGUAUUCUGGGCUGCAUUCACCACCCGGACGCUCCGGCGUAUCGCAGCAAGAUGCUUAACAUGUCGCGCUGCAUCCGACACCGUGGUCCCGAUUGGUCGGGCUGCGUCGUGACCCAAGAAGAAGGCUCUAAAGGCUCGAUCCUCUGCCACGAGCGUCUCGCCAUCGUCGGCAUCUCGACCGGUGCUCAGCCACUCGUCUCCACCGACGGCAAGCUCGUCCUCGCCGUCAACGGUGAGAUUUACAACCACCGUCACCUCCGAAAGGGUCUCAAGGACCAGAGCGCCGAGUUCAAGACCGAGUCCGAUUGCGAGGUCAUCCUCCACCUCUACCGCGAGCACGGCACCGACUUCGUCAAGAUGCUCGACGGCAUGUUCUCCUUCAUCCUCCUUGACACGACCACCACACCGCACCGCGUCAUCGCCGCUCGUGAUCCCAUCGGUAUCACGACCCUCUACCAGGGCGCUUCGUACAAGUACCCGGGCGCCAUCUACUUCAGCUCGGAACUCAAGGCGAUCCACGAAGAGUGCGAUCGCAUUCGCUCCUUCCCGCCCGGUCACUUCUACGACUCGUCUCUCCCCGAGGGUCAGGAGACGGUGAGAUACUACACACCCAACUGGAUCGAGGGUGAUGCUGACGGAGCCGAGAUCCCGUCCACGCCCACGGACCUCAAGGCGAUCCGCGAGGCGCUCGAGAAGGCCGUUCGCAAGCGACUCAUGUCCGAAGUUCCCUACGGUGUGCUUCUGUCGGGUGGUCUCGACUCGUCUCUGAUCGCCGCGAUCGCCGCUCGCGAGACUGACAAAAUGGCUGACCUGCAACGCAAGCAGUGGGAAGAACGACAGGCCCGUCGUGCUCGGGGUCUCACCACUCCCGCCGUCGAGACCGAUGGCGCCAAGCUCCCCGUCGGACUCGACGAGGAUGCCGAGAACGAGGUCGAGAACCUGGCUGCCUGGCCCCGCCUUCACUCGUUCUCCAUCGGUCUGCCCGGCUCGCCCGAUCUGCUCGCAGCCCGCAAGGCCGCCCAGUUCCUCGGAACCGUUCACCACGAAUACACCUUCACCGUCCAGGAAGGCCUCGACGCCAUCGCGGACGUCAUCUUCCACCUUGAGACGUACGACGUCACCACGGUGCGCGCUUCGACGCCCAUGUACCUGCUUUCGCGCAAGAUCAAGGCGAUGGGCGUCAAGAUGGUGCUCUCCGGUGAAGGAUCGGAUGAGAUCUUUGGUGGAUACCUCUACUUCCAUGCUGCACCGGACAAGGUUGCGUUCCACCAGGAGCUCGUUCGACGUGUCAAGAACCUGCAUACCGCCGACUGCCUUCGUGCUAACAAGAGCACCAUGGCGUGGGGGCUCGAGGCGCGCGUUCCGUUCUUGGACAAGAAGUUCCUCGAUGUGGCCAUGAACACGGAUCCUAGCGAUAAGAUGUUCUCCAAGGGAUCGUUGCAGGAGGUGGACAGCGAUGGACGACCGAGGAUGGAGAAGUACAUCUUGCGCAAGGCAUUCGAUGUGAUCCCGGACGACAUUGAGGCUGGCGGCGACGGAAGUGGUAGCAAGCUCGCGCAGGGUGCGCCACGCAAGCCGUACCUGCCGGAAGACAUCCUCUGGCGUCAAAAGGAGCAGUUCUCGGACGGCGUCGGUUACUCCUGGAUCGACGGCAUCAAGGAUCAUGCCGAAAAGACCGUGUCGGACCAAAAGUUCCAGGAGCGCGCAAAGAGGUAUUCCCUCGACACGCCCGAUACCAAGGAGGCGUACAUGAUCCGCGAGAUCUUCGAGAGCUGGUUCCCCUCGGAUGCGGCCGCGAGCACCGCGGUGCGCUGGAUUCCCAGGGCCGAUUGGGGUUGCGCCGCUGAUCCUUCGGGUCGCGCGGUCAAGAUCCACGAGUCGGCUUACUCUGCUGACGAGUAA